Molecule: messenger RNA, 850 nt
Organism: Suncus etruscus (white-toothed pygmy shrew)
Lineage: Eukaryota; Metazoa; Chordata; Mammalia; Eulipotyphla; Soricidae
Gene: NCBP2
Product: nuclear cap binding protein subunit 2
Exons: 4
Coding region: 77-547 (156 amino acids)
Biological process (GO): mRNA cis splicing, via spliceosome
Cellular component (GO): nuclear cap binding complex
Molecular function (GO): RNA cap binding
Source: RefSeq, a predicted model, not a curated record
UGCGCUUCCGGUUCCGCCACGCCGAGCCGCCUUGGUCCCCCGGUGGGCUGCGUCGGGACGCGUCCUGCUCGGCAUCAUGUCCGGCGGCCUCCUGAAGGCGCUGCGCAGCGAUUCGUACGUGGAGCUCAGCCAGUACCGGGACCAGCACUUCCGGGGUGACAAUGAAGAACAGGAAAAAUUACUGAAGAAGAGCUGUACAUUAUAUGUUGGAAACCUUUCCUUUUAUACAACUGAAGAACAAAUAUAUGAACUCUUCAGCAAAAGUGGUGACAUAAAGAAAAUCAUUAUGGGCUUGGAUAAAAUGAAGAAGACUGCAUGUGGGUUCUGCUUUGUGGAAUACUACUCAAGAGCAGAUGCAGAAAAUGCCAUGCGGUACAUCAAUGGAACUCGUCUGGAUGACCGAAUCAUUCGCACAGACUGGGAUGCAGGCUUUAAGGAGGGCAGGCAGUAUGGACGUGGGCGAUCUGGGGGCCAGGUACGAGAUGAGUAUCGGCAAGACUAUGAUGCUGGGAGAGGCGGCUAUGGAAAACUGGCCCAAAACCAAUGAGUGGUGAGAGUUCCAUCAUGAAAGCCUCUCUUGUUUGGCAUGUUUUUGUACAUUACUCAAUCUGCAAACCUGCUCCUUGUACGAGCAUUUCAUCAAUGUCUCUGUUGGACUGUGAGUUUCUUCUUGGUCUUACUCUGAAAACUGUUAAAAUAUUUGAAUCUGUGCAAUGUCUAGACGAUCGGAAAGAUUUUCUUUAUAACAGGCCAAAAAUUGUGAUCUUUGGCCAUAGAUCUAUUCUGUAAGAGCCAAAACACAUUUCUUUUUGGAAGACUGGAAAAAUGUAAACGUUUUACCAUGUUUCAA